Molecule: messenger RNA, 600 nt
Organism: Indicator indicator
Lineage: Eukaryota; Metazoa; Chordata; Aves; Piciformes; Indicatoridae
Gene: RGS19
Product: regulator of G protein signaling 19
Exons: 4
Coding region: 1-600 (199 amino acids)
Source: RefSeq, a predicted model, not a curated record
AUGUCCCGGCAUGAGACUUCUCCGAGCACAGUGCCCCCUGCCAGCAACCAGCGCCCCAACGCCUGCUGCUUCUGCUGGUGCUGCUGCUGCAGCUGCUCAUGGAACGAGGACCGGGAACGAGCGUGGAGGGCAUCCCGGGAGACCAAACUGGAGACCAUCCCAAACUGUGAAGCAUGCAGCAAGCCCACGCCAGAGGAGGUGCGUGGCUGGGCACAGUCCUUCGAGAAGCUGAUGAAGAGCCCGGCCGGGCGCAACGUCUUCCGGGAGUUCUUGAGGACUGAGUACAGCGAGGAGAACAUGCUCUUCUGGCUGGCCUGUGAGGAGCUCAAGGCAGAGUGCAACAAGCACAGCAUCGAUGAGAAGGCCAGGAUCAUCUACGAGGACUACAUCUCCAUCCUCUCACCCAAGGAGGUGAGCCUGGACUCGCGCGUGCGGGAGGUGAUCAACCGCAGGAUGCAGGAGCCCUCUUCGCACACCUUUGACGACGCCCAGCUGCAGAUCUACACCCUGAUGCACAGGGACUCCUACCCCCGCUUCCUGAACUCUGCCAUCUACAAAUCCCUGCUCCACAGCCUCUCCCGCUCCUCCUCCGAGUCCUAA